Caenorhabditis briggsae is the source of this 507-nucleotide messenger RNA. The record is from RefSeq and is a predicted model, not a curated record. The transcript has 4 exons. Lineage: Eukaryota; Metazoa; Nematoda; Chromadorea; Rhabditida; Rhabditidae. Bases 1 to 507 code for a protein of 168 amino acids.
AUGCCCAGACAGCGCAAAUACCAGAUUGUGAUCAAGGUGGAUCCUUCCCUCAUUGGGAAAAGGAAGCGGCAAAUUGAAGCCGCGAGAAAGAAUUUGGAGAAUGACAUCUGGUGGUGGACAUAUCUGAUCCAAAUCUCCUGUUCAUUCUACCAUCUUUUUCGUUUCUACUCUGACGGCGAGGAAGACCCACUUCAGAGUAACAAGUUCUUGUGUGCUCUAGCGAUGUUUUUACUCAACGUGGCCACAAUCGUCGCGAGCAGAAAAAAAUCAUGGUUCGCAAACAUUCAGGAUAAUAUCCUGUUUGUGCACCUCGCAUGGUUCCCAAUUUGUAUAGCGAUGUUCCCUUCUCUUCCAUCAACCGAUACGAUCACUCCCGCGCAGAUUUACUGUAGAUCUGGCUCGUACGCAAUCCUGAUAUUUGUCGCACUAGGCCAAAUGCGUCAUUUUCAACUCUACGUGCAAUACACCGAGAAGGAAUAUGAAAUUCUACCGAAAUCCAAAAAGUGA